AUGGGUGGCGUCACCGUUCGCGAUGUGGACGCGCAGAAGUUCAUUGCUGCUUACUCUGCGUUCUUGAAACGUCAGGGCAAGCUCCCCAUCCCAGGAUGGGUUGACACUGUCAAGACCUCCGCCUCUAAUGAGCUCCCUCCCCAGGACGCGGACUGGUACUACGUCCGUGCCGCCGCCGUCGCCCGUCACAUCUACAUGCGCAAGACCGUCGGUGUUGGCCGCCUUCGCAAGGCCCAUGGCUCAACCAAGAACCGUGGCUCUCGCCCCGCCCACCACGUCGAUGCCUCCGGCUCCGUUGACCGCAAGGUCAUGCAGUCCCUUGAGAAGAUCGGUGUCCUCGAGAUCGAUGAGGACAAGGGUGGCCGUCGCAUUACCCAGAGCGGACAGCGGGAUCUUGACCGUAUCGCCAAGACUACCGUUGACGAGGAGGAGGAGGACGAGGAGUAA
Molecule: messenger RNA, 447 nt
Organism: Aspergillus tanneri
Lineage: Eukaryota; Fungi; Ascomycota; Eurotiomycetes; Eurotiales; Aspergillaceae
Gene: RPS19
Product: 40S ribosomal protein eS19
Exons: 3
Coding region: 1-447 (148 amino acids)
Biological process (GO): translation; ribosomal small subunit assembly
Cellular component (GO): ribosome; cytosolic small ribosomal subunit
Molecular function (GO): structural constituent of ribosome; RNA binding
Source: RefSeq, a predicted model, not a curated record